Molecule: messenger RNA, 4320 nt
Organism: Labrus bergylta (ballan wrasse)
Lineage: Eukaryota; Metazoa; Chordata; Actinopteri; Labriformes; Labridae
Biological process (GO): negative regulation of transcription by RNA polymerase II
Molecular function (GO): RNA polymerase II cis-regulatory region sequence-specific DNA binding; DNA-binding transcription repressor activity, RNA polymerase II-specific
Source: RefSeq, a predicted model, not a curated record
GAUUGGCAAAAAAGCUGGCGCUGCUGCUGCGGGCAGGUAAAAGAAGGUUCAGGCGACACAAAACAGAAAACAUUAUUCCUGGCAGAAAGCGAGGGGAGAAAUGGAAACCAGGUGAAACGAUAUCUUGGCUGCGGAACUCCUAAAAAAAAAAGCGACGUGUGUAAAUCUGUGAAAACAGCGCAACACCUUCUGUUUCCUUGGGAAGAAAGUGGCGUUGUGUCAACCAUCGUUCAAGCUCCCGGGCACGCUUUGUACAGCAAGCAACUUGGACAGCUGCGCGUUUUCAAGCGAGCCAUCAACAAAGAAUGAAAGCAUUCAAACGAGCUCUGGAAGACGAGCAUCGCCCGGAGCAGGAGCACUCCUCUGCUGUGUCCGACAGCGAUGAUGGCUCUCCCCUCGACCUGUCAGGAAGAGGGCUCUUUGGGAAGCGCCGUCGCCGCGGCAACCUGCCCAAGGAGGCGGUGCAGAUUCUACGGAGCUGGCUGUACGAGCACCGCUUCAAUGCCUACCCGUCAGAGCAAGAGAAACUGAGUCUGUCAGGCCAGACCAACCUCUCUGUGCUGCAGAUCUGCAACUGGUUCAUCAAUGCACGCCGUCGUCUCCUCCCUGAUUUGCUUCGCAAGGAUGGCAAAGACCCCACAAAGUUCACCAUCUCCCGCAAGGUUGGCGGCAAAAACGAGUCUAACGGAGAUGGAGCCAGUUCUCCACGCAGCAACUCCUCCACCUCUUCCUCCUCUUUUCAACAUCGUCCCUCUGUCAUCCGCUCUGCUCCCACAUUGGACCUCAGCCUUCUUGGGAGCACGGCGACAGCUAUCCUGACGGGAGCGGGCUACCCUGGCAAGGAGGGCUCAGUCCAGGCUCUGUUGAGACUAGAUACGCAGAGUCUGCUGAGGGAAGCGGAGGAACAGGGGGCUUCUCUCACCAGCACAACAGCAGCCAGCCCGACCAGCGGCCUCUUUAACACGCCUCCCCCGACUCCUCCCGAGCUGUUCCCCACACAGGACUUCAGUGACUUAAGGCUCCUCGUGGAUGCGGCUCUGCAGCGCGCAGCGGAGCAGGAGAACCUAAAGAGACUCAAGGAGAGCCAGAGCAGACCUGCAGAGGCUUCAAAAAGUGAACUUGUGGAGGCUUACAGCAGUGACUUGGGACCCACGCCGCCUCCAGAGGACAACCAGCAGGUCAUGGAUCCUUCAAGGGUGCAAAGUCUGAUGGAGAAGGCAAUGGCUGCUCCAGCUUCACCUGUAACUUCAGUAAAGGCUUGGAUGCCUCCCACACUACCAGCCUCUGUACCAGUCCCAACUCCGGUUUUAGUAUCUUCACCACGGCUGUCCCCUCUUCCGAUGAAUAAAAUCAUCUGGAGCCCCUUGGACAAGGAUCCCGCCAGAUCUUCCAGCCCGACUCAGCCUCUCCUUAUCCCUGUGUCUGCCUCAGUCUUGGUUGAGCCAAAUUCUCAGAAACUUGCUGUUGCUCCAGUUAUCCCCCAAGCUUCACCGUCAACUCCAACCUCAGCCCCACUGCUCACCACAUGUCCUUCAAUCCCAGCUACAAGGCAAGCCUCUAUGCCCACACCAGUCCUUCUCUCGGCCAAGCAAAGUUCCACGUCUGUCACUGCUAUAAGCCAGUCCUCAGCGCAGGGUGUAGCGCUUGUUAAGGCUGCCCCUAGAGGAGUUCCACUUUACUUGCCAUUCCACAAAUCUCCCCUAACCCUGUCGCUUGUUCAUCACCUGUGUCAACCGCAGCUUCAUCAACAUCCCCAGUUCACACCUCAGUCCUCCCUACUGCAGAAGCUCUAACUUCUCUUCACUCUUCAGCCCCGAUCACUUCCACGAUCACUUCUCUCGUGAGUCAGGCUUCUCAACACAUUUCUGUUCCUCUUCAAGUCUCCUCCUCCAGCAGCAGCAUCAAUAGCAUUAGCAGUAUUAGCGGUAGCACGCAGAGAAAUUCAGCAAUAGUGCCCAGCGUUUGGAGCAUGGUCCACACUGAAACCAGACAACCAAGCUCUCUUCAAGUGGUGCAGACCCCCAUCAGCACGGUCUGGGGCCCACAACACAGCCUGCACACAGUGAGCGAAAUAGUUAACUAGGAGAUUUUUUUUUUUCUUUUUAUCGAUGCAUGUAUAUGAUUGGAGGAGAGAGGCCAGGUCAUUCCCUUUGGCUGGACAACAAUGUAUAUAGGAGAAUGUAUCUUUAUCCCUUUUUGUCAUUAAGUGUGUACCUGAAGAAACAGAGAAUGAAAGGAGACCAAUGAACUCAGAAAAAGUUUUGAACGGACAAUAUACUUGCUGUUUUAAAUAUUUUCUAUAAGGAGGCACCUGCUGGUAAGAACACUACAAUGAACAGUACUCAGUUUAGAGUCAAAUUAUGUACCUUUUUUUGGGCGGGGGGGGUUCACAUCUUUUUCCACUUGACGAUAAUGAAUGAAAAGAUAAAAAUAUCCGGUAAUUGUAAAAAAAAAAAAAAAUCCAGUCGGGUUAAUUUCCAUCACCAGCAGUCAGUUAGCCUCUUCAGUAGCAUAACCAGACUUUGAUGAAUGUACAAAAGACAUUCAUACCUACCUUAGCUGCUUGUCAUUCAUUCCCCUCUUAGAGGAAAAUGUGUUUUUUUUUCCCCUUUAUUUUUCCCCCCUCACACAACCACAUCCACUUUUUUCCCCUGGAGAUAAAUAGAAGGGAAAGUGAUUGUACUCGAGCCGGACUGAAUGUCUUGCUAUAAACACUCCCCCUCCCCCAUCUAUCUUCCUGCAUUUUAAAAACCAAAUGGAUUAAUUAGCCCUUGUGAGUCAUUCCAGGGGUUUUGCUUUUCUGAACUAUAAAACUGGUCACACUUUGUUUUUUCUCGCUGAAAAUGAAGCCAUUGGGUCUUUUCUAUUUAUUCCACCCUGAUCAGUUGUGUAUGUAUUUCAGGGACUUUAGUUGAGGAGACAGGAUGAGGGAGAGAAGGUCACAUUGGAUCUGUUACAGAAAUCAAUUUGAGUGGAGAGGUGAGCAGCUUGAUGACCCAGUGACAUCAAGCGCUUACAUCUCCUCAGCUGAAACAUUACACUCGCUGGGAGUCAAGGCGACUAGUGCUGCACACUUUAUAUGUUAAAUCAUCAUAUUUAUGAAAUAUGAAUUAUCCUGUUUGAUGUGGAUGUUAGGACUUGGGCAUUGUAUUUCAAACCUGAAUGUCUUACAUGAGUAAAGUGUCUUGAUGAAGCUAAUGUAGCAGAUGAACUGAUAUAGCUCAAAAUUUCUGGUUCUUUUUUUUUUUUUUUUUUUUUUUUGUUAACCAGGAGGGUCCAAGAGCAUUAAACUAAUUUCAUUUCCCCAUCGGUGCUUUCCAUCUGUGUUUAGAAAUGGUUUCUUUCCAUCUUUAAAUCAUUCACAAAGCUGUAGUUUCCAUGAAACUGUCUUAGCACGAACCACAAUAUAUGGCUGCAUGCCAUCUGGACUUCUAUUAACAGUAGCAUCAUGUGGAUUAAUUCCCAUGUGAACAAUACCUUAGCAGGAUCUAGUACUGUCAUGUUUACCUGUGUCUUUGAGAUGUGCUGAGUUUAAACGGUUAUUUGCAUGUUUGAGGAGACGGAAGGAAAAGUCUGAUGUCUGAAGAAAAAAAACUAACUUUUCCAUGGUAGAUUUAUAAACUCAAACACUCCUCUUGUAUUUCCACUUGGGUUCUUUUAAAUUAUUUUUUGUGUCGCCCAUCACUGCCAUUAUUGAUCUGUGGAUGUCGGUGAACCUUCCCCCCCCCUUUUUUUUUUUUUUCUCAUUACACAGGUACACACUAAACUGAUGUGCAUUUAUACCUCAAUUUCCACAGGUCCUGUCAGGCUUGGGUAACAUGUAGAAUACUAAGUAUUAAAGUGAUUUUUUUAUUGUUCAUACUGCAUCAUGCCACUGUGACAACACCUUAUCGGUUAUUAUACUGGAAAUGGCUGGCUUCAGAUGAGACAUUGUUUUGUUUUGUUUUAUUGCAAGGUUUCUAUGUGAUUUUAGAUGCAGAGUUCCGCUUCAAUCAGAACAGACAAUGUGAUGAUGUGUGUAAAUAUUUUCAGUCAAAUUUUUUUGUUUGUUUGUAUAGGCAUGAACUUUCAAACUGUAUAGUUUUUUUUCUUUUUUUCUUUUCACAGCCAAAUGCAUUCAAAAUGUUUUUCAAGUUCAUGUUGUGAAUCAUGACCGUUAGCAGUAUGACUGGCUGCUGUGCCUUAAACCUACGACUAAGGGAUAAUGUCUCUUUUUAUAUCAAAACUUCUCAAUAGUCUGUGCAAUAUAUGCCUUAAACUUUAAAUGUGUUUUGUACAAUAAUUUCAAUGAAAUAAAAGUUCAGUUUUCCAUAAGUGCUA